Papaver somniferum (opium poppy) is the source of this 4540-nucleotide messenger RNA. Its product is annotated as ATP-dependent RNA helicase DEAH13-like. The transcript is spliced from 10 exons. Gene Ontology annotation, molecular function: ATP binding; ATP hydrolysis activity; RNA binding. Lineage: Eukaryota; Viridiplantae; Streptophyta; Magnoliopsida; Ranunculales; Papaveraceae. Gene Ontology annotation, biological process: maturation of SSU-rRNA from tricistronic rRNA transcript (SSU-rRNA, 5.8S rRNA, LSU-rRNA). The record is from RefSeq and is a predicted model, not a curated record. Gene Ontology annotation, cellular component: nucleolus; intracellular anatomical structure. Bases 223 to 4287 code for a protein of 1354 amino acids.
AGCUGUGAUGGGAUCCAAAGGCUCACAAAAAUCCCACUAAACCUCCUCUUCUUCUUCCCCGUCUGAGUUUCCUCCUCAUCAGCCGCAGCAGCUGAUAAUACCCCAUCGUCUUUAAUACUGCUGCAACCCCACUAUUCUCCUAACUUAUACUCACUUUCUUCUUAGGGUUUCAUUCCUAAAAUCCCCAAAUCAAAGUAUUCAAAGAUUUGAUUUUUUAUAGUUAUGACGAAAGGCGAUGACAGCAAUGUUCUCAUUCUAUCAGGGAAGAAAAAGACUAAACCAAAAGUCAAAAAUCAGGCAAACGCAACAAAGAGACCACCCCUCAGUAAAUCACAGAAAAGGAAGUUGAGGAAAUUGGAGGAGGAGAAGGAACAGGAAGCCAAACUAUCUGAAAGUGUUCGAAUCUUGGAGAAAUACAAGAUUCGAGAUGAAGCGUUUUCUCUUCUUAAGUCAUCGGGGAAUAUAGGACAGGCUGAAACUGUGAAGGAAAAGCGUCUACGGGCAGUACAGUUUUUUAAGGCAGGGUUAGAAGCUCCGGAGGAUGAUAGACCCAGUAAAAGAAGGGCAAAAGAGACUGAGCCCUGUCAAACUGAAGUUGGUUCGGAUGACAACUGUGAAGAUGUUGUUGAGGAUGACAUUAUACAACCAAUGAUGGUAGAACAUGAACCUCAUGUUACUGCUCCUCUGGCUUCUAGUAAUUCUCAACAGCCACCUUCUUGUAGUACACAGUGUACAGAUGUUGGUAAUGAUAAUUGCUUACCAACUAAGGAUUUGGCCGUUAGGGAUGAUAGCAGUAACAUGGACAAAGGACAGAAACAUCCUCCAACUAAAGCUUCUGAGAAUCAAAGAAGCAACACUAGCGCCAAGGUUAAGGAGGUUACUGCUCCAAAAGUAGGUGCUAAUACGGAUAGCACUGUUUCAAAUUCUAAUGUUACCAGAGCUUUGGUAACCCCAACUUUUGUGCCUGUUUCAAGACCUACCGAGGUCGAAAGAAAUAGAAAGGAUCUGCCUAUAGUUAUGAUGGAGCAAGAGAUAAUGGAAGCUAUAAAUGAAAAUUCAGUUAUUAUUCUCUGUGGAGAAACUGGGUGUGGUAAAACUACUCAAGUCCCCCAGUUCCUGUAUGAAGCUGGGUUUGGUUCAAGCAAAUCUGGUCUGCAAAAUGGAAUUAUUGGUGUUACUCAACCACGUCGUGUUGCAGUUCUUGCCACUGCCAAGCGAGUGGCAUAUGAAGUGGGUCUUACUCUUGGUAAAGAGGUUGGUUUUCAAGUUAGACAUGACAGGAGACUCGGAAACAAUGCCUCCAUCAAAUUCAUGACAGAUGGAAUUUUACUUCGAGAAGUGCAGAAUGAUUUCUUACUGAGGCGAUAUUCUGUUAUCAUUCUUGAUGAGGCUCACGAGAGAAGUCUGAAUACUGACAUACUCAUCGGAAUGCUUUCUCGAAUUAUAAAGCUUCGCCAGAAAAUAUACCAACAACAGCAGGAAAUAUACCAAAAACAACAAGAGAAGUUGUCAUCAGGAGAGACUAUCAGCCCUGAAGAUAUGGUGUCUAUCACCCCUGAAAAUAUGGUGUCUCCAUUGAAAGUCAUACUUAUGAGUGCCACUUUACGAGUUGAGGACUUUUCAGGAACGAAGAUAUUCGAUCAACCUCCACCUGUAAUAGAAGUUCCAACUAGGCAAUAUCCUGUUACAAUUCAUUUUUCAAAGAGAACAGAUGUCGUAGACUAUAUUGGUCAAGCUUUUAAGAAAGUCAUGGCAAUUCACAAGAGGCUUCCUCCUGGAGGUAUACUGGUCUUUGUUACUGGGCAAAGGGAAGUGGAAUACUUGUGCAAAAGACUAUGUGGGGCUUCAAAGGAGCUAAAGAAUAAAAAUAAACUUAAGUGUAAGGCAGAUGAAAAGACUGCAGAAAGCUUGGGAGCAAGCAGUAUUGAUGAGGGGAUUGCUAUGAAGGACAUUAGUGAAGCAUGUGAAAUUCAAGGUCAGUCAGACCAACAGACUGAUACGUUUAGCUCUUACGAUGAAGAUUAUAGGAUUCUAAGUGAGGAGGAAGAUGAGGAUGACUCGUAUUCGUCAGGGACAGAGAGUGAUCUAUCCUAUAAUAGUGAAGAUGAGUUUGCAUCUACCUCAGGCAAAGAUGGUGACCAUGUUGAUGGUCUAGAUGGUGGGAACCUUGCGUCGCUGAAAGCUGCUUUUGAGUCCUUGGCUACGAAAAAGGUACAUAACCCUGAUUCUGGUGAGCAAUUGAGUCUUCCCAUUUCAGAUGGAGUGGGUAAUGCUAGUCCCAUUGCAGAUGGUGUAAGCAAACCCUCUCCAUCGUCAGGGAAAAAACACGGAGAAGCACAUGAUUUCUAUCCUGGUGGGUUGUGUGUCCUGCCUCUUUAUGCAAUGCUUCCUGCAGCAGCCCAACUCCGUGUAUUUGAAGAGGUUGAGGAAGGGCAGAGGCUUGUUGUGGUUGCUACAAAUGUGGCCGAAACUUCUCUGACUAUCCCUGGUAUAAAUUAUGUGGUUGACACAGGUAGAGAAAAGGUUAAAAACUAUAAUUCCGCUAAUGGCAUGGAAACUUAUGAAGUACAGUGGAUAAGUAAGGCAUCAGCUGCUCAACGUGCAGGAAGGGCCGGAAGAACUGGACCAGGACAUUCUUAUCGUCUCUAUUCUUCUGCGGUCUUCUGUAACCUACUCUCUGAUUUCUCAGUUGCUGAAAUAUCUAAAAUUCCUGUGGAUGGUGUCGUUCUUCUCAUGAAAUCUAUGGGCAUCGACAAGGUUGUGAAAUUUCCAUUUCCAACUCCUCCUAAAGAUACUGCGCUGCUUGAAGCUGAGCGUUGCUUAAAAGCUCUGGAGGCACUCGACAGUUCAGGAACACUCACACCCCUUGGGAAAGCCAUGUCACAUUAUCCCAUGAGUCCUCGCCACUCCCGGAUGCUCCUGACAGUUAUUCAAAUCAUGGGGUUUCAAAUCAUGAGGAAAAGGAAAGAUUAUGACAGAGCUAAUCUAGUUUUAGGGUACACGGUUGCCGCUGCUGCAGCUUUGAGCUUGUCUAAUCCUCUGAUGAUGCAACUCAAUGGAAGCCAAGCUAAUAAUGAUGGACUUCAUGAAGAUGAUGAGUCAGCUACCAAGAAUUCAAAGAAAGAUCUAGAUAAGCAAGAAAAAUUGAAGCAAAAGCAACUGAAGCAAGCAGCAAAAGAUGCACGCACAAAAUUUUGCAAUCCUAGCAGUGAUGCUCUGACAAUAGCUUAUGCCCUGCAGUUGUUUGAACUAGCUCAAAAUCCUUAUGAAUUCUGUAAAGAAAAUGCACUACACUUGAAAACAAUGGAGGAAAUGUCCAAGCUGCGAAAGCAGUUACUUCAACUGGUAUUCCAUCAAGUCUCUGUUGAUGAGUCACAACAGGAGUUUUUAUGGGUUCAUGGAACUGUUCAAGAGGUAGAACUUGCAUGGAGGGUUUCCUCUAAUAAACAUCCACUGACACUGAGUGAGGAGGAGAUCUUACGGCAGGCUAUAUGUGCUGGUUGGGCUGACAGGGUUGCCAAGCGGAUCAGAGUUGUUUCUAAAUCGACAGAAUUGGAUGGAAGGGGAAAUGCAAUUCGUUAUCAAGCAGCAAUGGUUAAUGAACCAGUUUUCCUUCAUCGAUGGUCAACUGUCGCAGCAUCAUCCCCAGAAUUUUUGGUCUACAAUGAACUUAUUCAGACGAAACGGCCAUAUAUGCAUGGAGUUACUAGCGUAAAGUCUGAAUGGCUGGUAAAAUAUGCUAGUUCUCAAUGCACUUUCUCGGCCCCACUUACAGACCCCAGACCUCAUUAUAAACCCCAAACUGACGAGGUGUUGUGCUGUGUAACUCCGUCCUUCGGGCCACAUCUAUGGCAACUUCAGUCACAUAGUACUCCCAUUAAAGAUGAUGCUUUUCGAGUAUCUGUAUUUGCUUGUGCUUUGCUCGAGGGUCAUGUUUUGCCAUGCUUAGGACAGGCACAGAAAUUCUUGGCAGCUCAACCAGCUAUUCUUUUGAAACCCGAGGCGUUUGGUCAAAAGCGGGUUGGGAAUCUUCUAAACAGAUUAAAGGGCAAGUCAAGGACAAUAGACAGCCGUGCCAUGCUUAGAGAGACUUGGAGUGAGCGUCCCAGGGCACUGUAUUCAGAACUUCUAGAUUGGUUUCAGGAGAAGCAUCGCAACGAGUUUGAGAAACUAUGGGCAAAAAUGCAACGUGAAGCCUUUUUGGAGUACGAGGAUCUCUUUCCUCGAAGCAAAAAGAGCAAGAAAAAAGGGACCAAAAAGAAGAGUAAACAGCUAAGAAUUGGAUGAAUGAACUUGGUUUGUAAUGGAGUUCAUCUUGUAGCUUCCAUCGGGCUUGGCACUAAAGUAUAGGCCAUCAUCCUUUUGCAGUAACGUAGUCUGUAUUCGAUUACAUCUUAUUUAUUCAUUUCCAAUUCUCCCGUACUGAAAUGCAGGCAGCAGUCUGUAUUCAAUUACAUCUUAUUUUUUCAUUUCCAAUUCUCCUGUACUGAAAUGCAGGCAGCGCCGUAAAUUUUAAUGCAGUAAAGAUAUAGUUUAUCAA